Aspergillus ibericus CBS 121593 is the source of this 1286-nucleotide messenger RNA. RefSeq names its product ribosome biogenesis protein BRX1. Lineage: Eukaryota; Fungi; Ascomycota; Eurotiomycetes; Eurotiales; Aspergillaceae. Bases 50 to 1120 code for a protein of 356 amino acids. Gene Ontology annotation, molecular function: rRNA binding. Gene Ontology annotation, biological process: rRNA processing; ribosomal large subunit assembly. The transcript is spliced from 2 exons. Gene Ontology annotation, cellular component: nucleolus. The record is from RefSeq and is a predicted model, not a curated record.
GGGCGAUCAACAGCAUCGGAGUCUCCCAAUUGCUGCAACCGCAUACACCAUGGCAUCCGUUUACAAGACCGUUUCGAAGAAGGCAGCUCGCCAGCUCGCCAAGGAGGAAGAGUUUGACGAGGAGGAUAUUGCAAUGGACGAACUUCUCUCCGACGCCAACGACACCACCGACAGCGAGGAUGAUGAAGAAACUACGACCGAAUCGGCCAAGAAGCAGCUCGCUGCAGGCUUUAUGCCCAAGACCCGUGUGCUUAUGCUGACCUCCCGGGGUGUCACAUACCGCCAUCGUCACCUGCUCGCCGACCUUGCCUCUUUGCUCCCCCACACCCACAAGGAAACCAAGCUCGACACAAAGAAGAAGACCGCUGGAUACAACCUGCUCCUCAACUCCCUCGCCGACCUCCAUUCCUGCAACGUGAUCUUCUUCCUCGAGGCCAAGAAGCAGGGUCAAGAUCUGUACCUCUGGCUGUCUCGCCCCCCCAACGGACCGACGAUCAAGUUCCACGUCGCCAACUUGCACACCAUGGCCGAAUUGAAUGCCGGAUUCAGCGGUAACUGCCUCAAGGGUGGCCGUGGCCUGGUGGUGUUCGAUCGCUCGUUCGACGAGCAGGGCCCGCUCAUGAGCCAGCCCGGCCAGGAAUACCGGGGUCUGAUCCGGGAGAUGCUGCGCGGUGUCUUCUGUGUCCCCAAGCGUGGUGUCAAGGGUAUGAAGCCGUUCAUCGACCGCAUCAUUGGUAUCUUCGGAGUGGAUGGCAAGAUCUGGAUCCGAGUCUACGAGAUCCGCGAGUCUGAGCCCGGCAAGAAGGAUGGUGAGGAUGCCAAGGCCGGUCCCAAGAGCAAGGAUGGUCAGCCUGAGGUGUCUCUCGUCGAGAUCGGCCCCCGCUUUGUCCUUACGCCCAUUGUCAUCCUGGAGGGUAGCUUUGGCGGUCCCGUCAUCUACGAGAACAAGGAGUACGUCAGCCCCAACCAGGUUCGUCGUGAGGUCCGCAUGGGCAAGGCGGCUCGCUACGCGCACCGCCGAGAUGUGCAGACCGACCGAUUCGCCAAGCGGUCGACGCUGGGACUGGGUGAUGGCGAGAAGAAGCCGGAUGCGCUCGACACGAGGCAGCUGUUCAAGUGAUGGAUUUCCGUUUUGUUCGUUCUCUAUGCUGUUUUACGCCCUAUUAGACUUUGAUAUCCUCAAGGGAUGUAUAUGUAUUGAUGCGAGGGGUACAUGCAUGGUCCUGCUGGCGUCUGGUGUGAAAUCAUAAUAAAAGUUUUGAUGCUACGGUUCAAUGUUGGAUUCC